AUGUCGAAUCCACUAUCCCCCCUCUCAUCUUCCUUUCAGAAUGCGCGAGCCCGCUCACCGAAGACAGGCUCGUCGCCAUUCCUCACAAAAACACUCGACGAGCCCAAGGCUCCAGACGCCCUCCCGUCCAGUCCUCUGAAACAAGUCUGGACCGAUCGCGAAGCGCAAAGCCCGAACCCUUCCCUCUCCUACACGACCGAAAACUACAAUACCCACGACAUGAUUGAUGAGAAUGAGAAUGACGAUUUGAAUGAUGAUGAUGACUUCCAAGACGCUGAGGCGGAACCUGAGCCUGAACCUGCGAGCUCGCCUUUCCGAUUCGAAGCCCGUGAUGAUACGGUGGAUUUCCAGAAGAUGCAGGAGUAUCAGCAGCAACAGAAGCCUAGGAUGACUCCGAAACCUGCCAUGACGCCGCGUCGGAGGUUUGAGGUUGCUGAGCCGGAGGAUCCGAUGAGUUCGCCUUUCCGAGCUGAUGCGCGGGAUGAGACGGUUGAUUUCCAGCGUCUGCGUGAAGUUCAGCCUUUGUCUCCGGGUUUGGAUAGACGUUUGGAUGUCGAAGUCCCCGCGAGCUCGCCUUUCAGAGCCGAUACGACGGAUGAGACUGUUGAUUUCCAACGCUUGAGCGGGGUGCAGCCUAUGUCGCCGGGCUUGGAUAAAAGGUUGGAGGUUGAUAAUCCUGAGAGCUCGCCCUUCCGUCCCGAUGCGAGAGAUGAGACUGUGGAUUUCCAGAAGCUGCGUGAACUGCAGCAGCCGCUUUCGCCUGUUAUUCCAGAGCAGCCUGAUCAGCCCAAGAGCUCGCCGUUUCGCCCUAAUGUGCAUGAAUAUGUACCAGAAGAAGACGGAUUCGAGUCGAACGAGCUGGUUGAGGCCCCGCCUUCGUCUAUUGGACGGGACAAACACUCUCCUCCACCUGUUGCGCACAGCUCGUCUCUUCGGACCGAGGUGAAUGAGGAUGUGCCUGAGGAUAUACCCGCAGAGGUUGAUACCCAGGAUCUUGUGCAAGGAUUUGGACAGUCUAUUGGGCGUUUGAAGCAUUCCCCUCCUCCUGUCGAGCCCAGUUCGCCUUUCAGGCCGGAAGUGCACGAGGAUAUACCGGCAAAUGUACGCGAAGAAGAGGAGAACAUCGAGGCUCAGGAAGUUCAAGAGGCACCACUUCAGUCCAUCGGACAUGUCAAUCACUCUCCACUGCCUGUCGCAGACGGAUCUCCGCUCCAGAGCAAUGAACAAGAAGACAAGGUCGACUCGGAAGAGAUGCACAAAACCCCUGGCACGUCGAUCGAUCGUGUCAAACACUCUUCUCCGAUCCCUAUUCGCAAAUCGCCACUUCGCCAAAGCACACAGGAAGAGUCUAUCAGUGUUUCAAAGUUUCGGUCAUCACGACGCUCAAUGCCACGCACGUCUCUUGGUCUUGAUGGUGCCUCAAUUGCCGCUACGCCUAGAAAGCGUUCAUACGACCAGACACCACAAGGCUUGGAGGAAGGUACGAAGCCUCAGGAACCCUGCAAGAAGGGCAUGACAAGUCGUCCCGAGGGACCCGAGAUCCACGUUGAUCUCGAUGAAGGCUCGAGUGUUAUUAACAAUGAAAGCGAGUUGUCUAUAACGAGCGCCAUUAAAGACCGGUCAACCAUUGGAAACAGUAUGAUGGAGGACAAACGGAACGAGGGCAUGUCUACUGUCCUCCAUGACGAAGACAACUCUGGAUCGGAUGAAAAUUCUGGACUUGGUGAAGAUUACAACGAUUCGAUGGACGAUACGGGUCUGAGCACUUUCUCAGUCUUGCCCGAUAUGACCUCCUUCGCGAAGCUUCGAGCCGAGUCUCCUCUCAAGUCCAUGCGCGGCAGCGUUGGUCCGGACUCUGCUCAUCGAGGUGACAUGUAUCGACGAAGCGCCGAUCCCUCUACCCCCGGCACUGCACGACGGUCUUACCGGGCUAGUGCUCUACUUGAUACUGGUUCGCCUGUUGGAUCACCCACACCCAGGCGUCGGACAUCCCGGGACAUUGGAAACCCCCGUGAAACGCCCAACCUGUUGGACUUUACCGAUUCGAUGAAUUUCUUCCCCCAUCAGUCAGCGCAGCAAGGUGGGCGCUAUUCUCCUGCUCGACGCUCGCCCAUGCGGCCCAUGCGACAGUCUAUUAAAUCGCCGUCAAAGUUUUCUUCGCUCCUAGACCUGGACUUUGAGAUGGCGCCUGCGCCGACACCUCGCUCUCUCCCCAGCAUUACACCACGCGAACUGGAGUCGUUGAAGUCAGGAUUCAUGUCGGAGAUUUCAUCACUCAAGGCUACGCUGAGUGGCAAGGAUGCGGAGGUUGCCAGCUUGAAGACGGCUAUUGCCGACGCCGAAAGACGCGUUGGAGAAGCGUUGGAAGAAGUCCGCAAUGAGGCUGCUCGAAGAGAGACUUUGGAGAUGGAACAGGCUGAAUGGGAUCGCCGAGGAAACGAAAUGGAAAGUGUUCUCCGCACCGUCCGCUCGGAUUUGGUCGAAGGUGAACGCGAGCGCGAGCGUCUCACCCGCAAGGCGGAGGAAGCCGAGAAGAGCAAAGAACAAUUGGAAGGCCGAAUCGUCGAGCUUGAGAGCCAACUAUCCGCUGCACGCAAAGCGGCAACCUCAGACAAUGGAUCCGCGUCCAGUUCCCGCCAGGCCUCCCAGUCAACUCAGGAUACUGCUCGUGAGGUGCAGGAGGCCGUUGAGAAGGUUGCUCGGGAACUUCACACUCUGUACAAGGGCAAGCACGAGACCAAGGUUGCGGCGCUGAAGAAAAGCUACGAGUCGCGCUGGGAAAAGCGUCUGCGUGAGGCGGAGAAGAAGCUCGCGGCUGCGAAUGAAGAGAAUGUUCGUCUGAGAGAUGAGCGUGAUUCGGCACAGUCGGAUAAUGCGGCCGCCGCCAACGCGAGCAUGAUCGCUCGUGAGAAUGACGAUCAUGAGGCUGAGAAACGCGUCUUCGAAGCUCGGAUUCAGGGUCUCCAGCAUGAGAUGGCUUCUUUGAAGGAAGAUAGCGAUCGACUCCGUUCUGAACUCAAGUCUGAGCGUGCCGAGAAGGGCGAACUUGUCGCUGCUGUUGAUGAGUGGUUGGCUAUGCAACAGUCUCAACCUGGCCCUGCCCCGGCGCAAGAUACUCGUGAAAUGUCUGUUUCUUCUGCCGGCCCUGCUGAGGAGGAGUACCUUUCUGCUGGUGAGCAGACGGAGAAUCUUCGUCGAAGUGUCCGGUCUGGCUCUAGUGGGAUCCGUCCCCCUGCCACGGGCGAGAAGAGGAAGUUGCCCCGGUUUGGUGCUCCCGGUGGUCAUUCCAGGGGAAAUAGUGGAGGCAAGUCUGGGAUUGCGGUGUUUACGCCCGGACGUGGUGGGAUUAUGAGUUCGAUUGAGAGGAUGGGUCGGGGUGGUGUUUAG
Molecule: messenger RNA, 3387 nt
Organism: Penicillium argentinense
Lineage: Eukaryota; Fungi; Ascomycota; Eurotiomycetes; Eurotiales; Aspergillaceae
Exons: 1
Coding region: 1-3387 (1128 amino acids)
Biological process (GO): cell population proliferation; mitotic spindle organization
Cellular component (GO): cytoplasm
Source: RefSeq, a predicted model, not a curated record